Messenger RNA from Apodemus sylvaticus (European woodmouse), 3288 nucleotides. RefSeq names its product hes related family bHLH transcription factor with YRPW motif like (gene Heyl). Gene Ontology annotation, molecular function: RNA polymerase II cis-regulatory region sequence-specific DNA binding; protein dimerization activity; DNA-binding transcription factor activity, RNA polymerase II-specific. Gene Ontology annotation, cellular component: nucleus. Gene Ontology annotation, biological process: circulatory system development; regulation of transcription by RNA polymerase II; anterior/posterior pattern specification. The transcript has 5 exons. NCBI's taxonomy places the organism in Eukaryota, Metazoa, Chordata, Mammalia, Rodentia, Muridae. The coding region runs from base 95 to 1075 and encodes 326 amino acids. The record is from RefSeq and is a predicted model, not a curated record.
CGGCGUCGGUUCCCGGGCCGGGGCGGGGCUGAGGCGGGGCCCAACAACCAACUCCAGGGAUCGCAGGGCUGGGACCCCGCAGCCAGCUUUCGCCAUGAAGCGGCCCAGGGCGCCCAGUGGCUCCGACGGCGAGUCUGAUGGACCCAUCGACGUGGGUCAGGAGAACGAUCUUAGCCAGAUGGCCAGGCCGCUGACCACCCCCAGCCCUUCGCAGAUGCAAGCCCGGAAGAAGCGCAGAGGGAUCAUAGAGAAACGGCGCCGAGACCGCAUCAACAGCAGCCUUUCCGAAUUGCGACGGUUGGUCCCCACUGCCUUUGAGAAGCAGGGCUCGUCCAAGCUGGAGAAAGCUGAGGUCUUGCAGAUGACGGUGGAUCACCUGAAGAUGCUCCAUGCCUCUGGUGGCACAGGGUUCUUUGAUGCCCGAGCCCUGGCUGUUGACUUCCGGAGCAUUGGUUUCCGGGAAUGCCUCACUGAGGUCAUAAGAUACCUGGGAGUCCUGGAAGGACCCAGCAGCCAUGCAGACCCUGUCCGGAUUCGCCUCCUCUCCCACCUCAACAGCUAUGCAGCAGAGAUGGAACCCUCACCCACAACCACCGGUGCCCUGGCCUUUCCCGUGUGGCCCUGGUCCUUCCUCCAUAGCUGUCCAGGCUUGCCUUCCCUGAGCAGUCAGCUCGCCAUCCUGGGAAGAGUCCCUGGCCCUAUCCUCCCCAAUGUCUCUUCUCCCCCUUACCCUAUCUCAGCCCUAAGGUCCGCACCAAUGCACAGAGCUGCUGGCACCAUCCCCCCAGCCCGGCGGAAUUUGUUGCCCGGCCGAGGGGCGACUCCCACCCAGAGAGCCCAUCCUCCUGAGAGGCCAGCUGCCCCUCCACCCACAGCCCUCGGUGGCAGGGCUGCCAGGAGCAUAGUCCCCACCCUGCCGUGUUCCUCCCCAACAGCCCCUGGAGCUGGGAAGUCUGAUGACAGUGUGUCUGGUUCCAUCUCCAGUCCAUCUCCUUCGGGGCCAACCGGGAGGCCUGCUGGAGCAGUGUUCUACCACUCCUGGGUCUCGGAAAUCACUGAAAUUGGGGCUUUCUGAGCUGACUCCCCACAACCAUCCCCUGGGAAUGAGGAAGGUUUUAUUUUUUUCCCCUCUCCCUGAAGCUCUAAAAAUGGUGCCAUCUUUUCUGUUUUGUUUUCUCAUAUGGCUUCUAUGCAAAGGCACCUCUCCCCCCCCCAUCAGAGCCUCCCCCCACCUCCCUCACCACCGACCCUGAUAGCCACCUGGCGCCCCCGCAGCCAUUUGAGAGCUCAGUCUCAUUCCCCACUGGCACAGAUGAGUUAUGUGGUGCCUUGUGAGUCCCUAGGUACUGUGGACCCAGUACACACGUGGACCUGGGGUCUGGGGUGAAGCUUGAACUUCAGUGAUUCCAAGGCCAGAGCUGUGAGGAGGUGAGGCACGCCGCCCCCUUAGUCAGGACAACUGGUGGGAUUCAGCCAUCCCAAGCCAACCGGAUGGAACAUACUGUCUGCACCACUCCCUGAAGACAGAAACGAAGUGGGGGCUACUGAGAAGUCUCUGUGGCUCACCCCAUAACAGCGAAACACAGAACAGAUCUGUUCUCCAGUCCAUCUGAGACCUCGCCACCAUCACCCCAACUUCAGCCAUCCAGAUCACCACCCAGUGACUUGACAAUGCAGGCCAGGAGGAUUCUCCACAGCCUCACAGCUCUGUGGCAGGGUAUCCUUACUACCAGCUUCCACAGUGCUUCAGACAGGAGCCAGGGCCGGGAAGGCUACAGGAGGCCCAGCUCCCUGUCUCUCAGGCACCAUCCUCCAGGACUAUGGCCCUUCCACAGGGUCCCCAGUGUGGAGGACCAGAGGCCCCGAUGGUAGCACCCCCCACCAAGAGGCAUUCUCUUGGGAUUCAGCACCAGACAUCUGAGCUGCCUGGCUUACAUCCGGAUCCCAGAGCCCAGACUGCUGCCACAGCCAAGGGCUGUCAGGCUGGAUAAAAAUAACUUGGGGGAGGGGGAGAACCAUCCGAGGCGGCUCUUCAAGGUCAUGGAGUGGGUUGAGGGCCUGAGAGCCUGCUCGCCCAGAUUUCACACAGCUGGCUCUGCUCAGAGGCCAGCUCACUCCUCAGCUCUGCCUCAGGCCACUGGCUUCUAACAGAAUAAACGGCCAGUGGAACAACAGAGACCGAACCAACGUUUAGGGUUGUCCUGUCAGCGGACAAAGUGUAGAAACAUUUCUAUCCUCUUUGGUGAAUACCUGCUCCCCGCAGUGCCCCCCAGGACCACCCAGCCUGCCCUCUGGAAGCACUCUGGUCAAUCCCUGGCAAAGCCAAGACGGUGGGAACCUAGAACUGGUUACUCACUACUGCUGAGGACCACCCAGCCUGCCCUCUAGAAGCACUCUGGUCAAUCCCUGGCAAAGCCAAGACGGUGGGAACCUAGAACUGGUUACUCACUACUGCUGAGACCAUACUGAUCAUGAAAUACCUUUAAGGUCACCCUGGAAAGGUCCCUCCCCCCAUCCCCAACAACCCCUCAAAAACAAAAACAAAACAAAAAUUCGUCCCCAGACUUUGAUGGACCCAUGGUCCCUCAAGGCUGGUGUAGGGAGCCUGUGGGCACAAGUUUAGAGUUUGCAAAAGCCAUGGAGCAAGAGUCAUUGCAGAAAAGCGGGACAGAGGGCAGAGGUCACCUGAGUGACCCAGAAAGUGCUUGCGAAUAGGUCAAGAGGAGAUAAAGGCUCCCUUUACUCCCUAAUGAAGAAUAGGUCAAGAGGAGAUAAAGACUCCCUUUACUCCCUAAUGAAAGCAAGCUCUUUUGAUUAUCACUGCCAUAUUGACCUAUCUGAGGGCAUCACUGUGGUGUGCACCACCAGCCUACUUGAGAGAGACAGAUACCGGACGCUCCCGCAGGCUCCUACAAGUCGGGGAGAGGAGGUGGUAGAAGUCCCCAGAUAUCCGGGUCUCCCCGCAGGCCUGUAGUUUGACAACCUCCUAGCCAGAGAUUCCAUGUCCGCUCACAGCGUUGCUGUGGGAAACAUUUCCCUGUUGCAGGUACUCAAACCAUAGAACAGUCUCGACACCAUGGAGAUAAUGGCAGAAGUGGCUGAACUCGAGCAUCCAUCCUUGGGUUCGUCCUCCCAGGAGACUGGGCGGGCCACCCCGCCCCCACCCAGCUGAGAACUCAAGUCCCCUGUUUCUAGUCCCAGGUGGGAAUUUCUGGUGGCCCAACAGCCUCAUCCCACUGCAGGGUGUCGCAGACAAGCAAUAAAGGUGUUUAGUUCUGGACACUUCCA